AUGGCACAACCUGCUGGAUCGAUUGUUGCAUCGUCUUCAUCAGUUCCUUCUUUAGGCAGGGGUGCACAAAUGCCUGCAGGUCGUGGUAGAGGUGUUAGAGGGGCAUCUAGUUUUAGUGGAGUUCAGAAUCGCACGUAUGCCUUAGGGAAUCGACAAAAUUUAGAGGCUUCACCGGAUGUGGUUACAGGUACAUUAUCCAUCUUAUCACAUAUUGUAUAUGUAUUAAUUGAUCCGGGGUCUACACUAUCAUAUGUCACUCCAUUGAUUGCUGCAAAGUUCAAAAGAACACCAGAAUUAUUGGUUAAACCAAUUGAAGUGUCUACACCGAUUGGUGAAUCUAUUAUAGUUAGAAGAGUCUAUCGAAAGUGCAUAGUAAUUGUUUGUGGUCGUAAUACAUUAGAUGACCUUAUUGAACUAGAAAUGGUUGAUUUUGAUGUCAUAAUGGGUAUGGAUUGGUUAGCUUCUUGUUAUGCUACAGUAGAAUGCCGAACUAAGAUGGUGCAUUUCCAUUUACCAAAAGAGGCAGUCCUUGAAUGGAAAGGUAAUAUUGGGGCGCCAAGAGGUAAGUUUAUUUCUUAUUUUAGGGUGAAGAAGAUGAUGUACAAAGGCUACAUAUGCCAUUUAGUAAGAGUAAGAAAUAUAGAUGCAGAUCCACCAACUCUUCAAUCUGUUCCAGUGGUAAAUGAAUUUCCUGAAGAUCUUCCAGGUUUGCCUCCAGAACGAGAAGUAGAGUUUGGUAUUGAUAUAAUUCCAGAUACUAAACCUAUCUCCAUUCCUCCAUAUAGAAUGGCCCCAGCAGAAUUACAGGAGUUGAACGAACAAUUAAAUGAUUUGUUAGAAAAACGAUUCAUAAGGCCUAGUAUGUCCCCUUGGGGAGCACCAGUUUUAUUUGUACGCAAGAAAUAUGGCUCAUUGAGAAUGUCUAUUGAUUACCGACAAUUGAAUAAGGGUGCUAAGUGCUUUUCAAAAAUUGACUUGAGGUCGGGUUAUCACCAAGUGAGGGUCAGAGAUCAAGAUAUACCCAAGACGGUUUUUCGAACACGGUAUGGUCAUUUAGAGUUUUUAGUUAUGUCAUUCGGGCUAACAAAUGCACCAGCAACUUUUAUGGAUUUGAUGAAUAGGUUGUUCAAGCCAUUUUUGGAUGUGUUCGUGAUAGUAUUUAUAGAUGACAUUAUGGUGUAUUCAAGAUCUGAAGAGGACCAUGCUAAUCACUUGCGGCAGGUGCUACAGAUUCUUCGUGAUCGAAAGUUGUACGCAAAGUUCUCUAAAUGUGAGUUUUGGUUAAGAUCUGUGGCAUUUUUGGGUCAUAUUGUAUCUGAUAAAGGAGUAAGGAUUGAUACCCAAAAGAUAGAAGCUGUGAAGAACUGGCCAAGACCUACAACACCUACGGAGGUUCGUAGUUUCCUUGGGUUGGCAGGUUAUUAUAGAAGGUUUGUUGAAGGAUUUGCUUCUAUUUCCGCACCAUUAACAAAACUAACACAAAAAGAAGUCAAGUUCCAGUGGAGCGAUACAUGUGAAAGAAGCUUCCAAGAACUGAAGAAUAAAUUGACUUCUACACCUGUAUUGGUACUUCCAGAAGGCACGGAAUGGUACGUAGUGUAUUGUGAUCCAUCGGGAGUGGGCUUAGGAUGUGUGUUGAUGCAGCAUGGUGAGGCAAAUGUUGUAGCUGAUGCUUUAAGUCGUAAAAUAAUGGCAAGCACUUAUGAGCAGUCCAUAGGAAGGCAGCAAAUAACUAAAGAUCUACGUCAAUUAGCUAGCUUGGGGGUUAGCCUUCUUGAAUCUCCAGAUGAAGGAGCUAUUGUACAAAAUGCUGCAGAAUCCUCAUUUGUAGCGGAGGUGAAAGAGAAGCAAUACACGGAUCCAAUCCUAUUACAACUUAAGGAGAAUGUACAACAAGGUAUGACAAAGGCAUUUGAGCUUACAGAAGAGGGAGUACUUCAAUGCCAAAACAAAUUGUGUGUACCUAACAUAGAUGGACUAAGAAGGAGGAUUAUGACGGAAGCACAUCAUUCAAGAUAUUCUGUCCAUUCGGGAUCAACAAAAAUGUAUCAUGACUUGAAAGAAGUAUAUUGGUGGGGUAACAUGAAGAAGAGCGUUGCAGAAUUUGUAGCUCAAUGUCCAAAUUGUCAACAAGUUAAAGUAGAGCACCAGAAGCUUGGAGGUUAUAUGCAGCGUAUAGAACUUCCAAUUUGGAAGUGGGAUAUGAUUAAUAUGGAUUUUGUCACUGGUUUGCCUCGCUCAUUUCGGAAGUUUGAUUCCAAAUGGGUGAUUGUUGAUAGACUUACCAAAGCAGCGCACUUCUUACCGGUCAAGACUACUUAUACAGUUGAAGAGUAUGCAAAGUCGUAUAUUAAAGAGAUAGUUCGGCUACAUGGAGUACCAAUCUCUAUUAUAUCUGAUAGAGGAGCUCAAUUCACCGCGAACUUUUGGAAGUCAUUUCAGAAGAGUUUGGGAACACAAGUGAAUUUAAGCACAACCUUUCACCCUCAAACGGAUGGUCAAGCAGAACGAACAAUCCAAACACUUGAGGAUAUGUUGCGAGCUUGUAUAUUAGACUUCAAAGGUAGGUGGGAUGAUCAUUUGCCGCUUAUUGAGUUUGCUUACAACAACAGCUACCAUUCAAGUAUCAGAAUGGCACCUUAUGAAACGUUCUAUGGGAGAAAGUGCAGGUCACUGAUCGGAUGGUUUGAAGCGGGCAAAACUGCCUUAUUUGGGCCAGAUCUUGUUCAUCAAGCUAUGGAAAAAGUUAAGGUGAUACAACAACGAUUAGCAACAGCUCAAAGCCGACAUAAAUCAUAUGCAGAUAAUAGAAGGAGAGGACUGGAAUUUUUCAUAGGAUAUUGGGUAUUUUUGAAGGUAUCCCCAAUGAAAGGGGUAAUGAGAUUUGGUAAAAAGGGGAAGCUGAGUCCGCGCUAUAUAGGGCCAUAUAAAAUUAUUCGAAGAGUUGUUCAAGUCGCAUAUGAGUUAGAGCUACCUCAAGAGCUCUCAACAGUCCAUCCAUACAUUCUUCGUACUGACGUCCCUUUCGGGGGACGCUGCAUUUCAUGUUGCAGGCACAGGAGUCUCAAUCUCGGAAACAGAGGAUUAAUCGAUCAAUUGAUCCCGGGUGGCCUCGAGAGAUACCCCUAUGAGACCGCAACCAAAUUACUUGACCUUGUGGCUAAAACCAACAAGGAUACUGAAAAAGAUCAGCAAUUGAUCAUUUUGCUGGGUCAGAGGGAUAACUUGACCCAAAAGGUCAAGGAACUGGAGGUGAUGUCCAAACAGAAGAGCAAAUGCAUACCACCUACCGAGCAGGGAAUGUUUAUGGACAAUGAGAAUACACGUAUCGAGGAUAUGUUAUUAACUAUUUUCCCAAAGCUAAGUGAGCAAGAUAGAGUGUUAAAGGUGAUUCGAGAAAAUGUAGAAGUGCAAAAUCAGAUGAGCGAAAUGGAUAGAACGAACGUAGCUGGAAGAGAUAUGCCACCCCAACAAACAAAAGCAAAAAAUUUCAAGAAAAAUACAAAUGAAACAAAUCCUCCCGAAACGGAUAAUGAGGGCAAGAAGCCCAGUGCCAGCAAGAGAACAAAUCCUCGAGACACCACUAUUCCUUCGUGGAGACGUAGAUUCUUCACAACUAUCCACUCCUUUUUGGUGGCUCAUGACUUGGACAAUCUGAGUAAGUCAGUUACCGCUGAAUCUUCUAAAGAAGCUCCAAGGGGCAUUAUCAAAUUCCAGGUUGACACAUCAGGUACUGAAGCUCUGGAAGAUGGAGUGACAGAUUAG
Molecule: messenger RNA, 3765 nt
Organism: Solanum verrucosum
Lineage: Eukaryota; Viridiplantae; Streptophyta; Magnoliopsida; Solanales; Solanaceae
Exons: 6
Coding region: 1-3765 (1254 amino acids)
Biological process (GO): DNA integration
Molecular function (GO): nucleic acid binding
Source: RefSeq, a predicted model, not a curated record